ACAAGCCGGACCAAUCCUUAUCGCACAUCGCACCACCAGGUAACAUCAUGUUUUGUCUGACUUUCUUGCUAAUAUUUGGCACAGCCACUGCUUUGAAACUCCCAGAGAGAGGACAACUUGACUUGGAGGACUCUGACAUACGCAAUCUCUACAACGAGUACAUUCAGGAACACGGGAAAGUAAGAAAUCCCGAAGAGUACCCGAAGCGGCUAGAGAUUUUUAAGAAAAGCUUAGAACACAUCAAAGAACGCAACGCUAAAUAUCCACAAGUCGAGUAUGGACUCGACCGUUUCUCGGAUCUUACGGCCGAGGAGAAGCAGCGUUACUUCGGCUCGUUACCCUUUGACGAGACACUGGAAGGGCUGAUGACCACACUGGAGUACCCUCCCGAAGCCAUCACGGCUCCUGACGAGUGGGACUGGCGGUUACACAACGCAGUCACUGAAGUAAAGGAUCAAUUAACUUGCGGUAGCUGCUGGGUUUUUAGUGCGAUUGGCAACAUUGAAGGGCAAUAUGCAAUAAAAUACAAGGAGUUGUUAUCUUUUUCGGAGCAACAGAGUGUGGACUGCGUCAAGCCGCUCGUAUUGAACACCAACUGCGCCGGAGGGUGGCCUCACCGCAGCAUGAUGCACUACCAGUUUACUAACUUUUUGGAUAAAUCAACCUACACGGUAAGGUUGGAGGACGAUUAUCCGUAUAUUGGUAAUGCGGAAUAUUGCAAAGAAAGGGAGGCAAGAAUGCAAUAUACAGGAAUAGUCGUUACUUCGGUCAAAGUCAUUCAAACGGACGAAGAGUCAUUGAAACAACUAUUGUACGAAACUGGGCCUUUGACAACCGUUCUCGAUAUGAUCGACUUGGAGGGCUACCAGAAAGGCAUCGUUCACCCACACAAGUGUUCUAACAUCAGCUUGAACCACGCCGUGCUGUUAGUUGGAUACGGUAUAGAAAACGGUACCAAGUAUUGGCUUGUCAAGAACUCCUUUGGCCCUUAUUGGGGAGAACAUGGCUACUUCCGCAUUCUACGAGGUGUGGGAGCGUGUGGCAUAGGCGUACGUUACACUGCUACCACCACUGUGGUUCAAAAUAAAAAACCGUACAUCACACCGCACUCCACGCAUACGCACACUAUGUAUCUCCUGAUUUCUUUGUUGGCGGUCACCGCCGCCUCUGCGCAGUCGCCACCUAAACCAUAUUACAACAUUGGCGAUGCUCACAACCUGUACCAAGAAUAUGUACAGAAACACGACAAAAUAUACAAUCCCGAAGAAUACUUGAAGCGUCUUGAAAUUUUUAAGCAAAAUCUAAAGCGCAUCAAUGAACGCAAAGCAAGAAAUCCACAAAACGAAGUCGGAAUCAACCGUUUCACAGAUUUGACUACAGAAGAAAGACGCCAAUAUCUGGGUUUCAAGCGCUUUGAUGCCGCGAGUGAUGGUCGCUCUAUUAGGCUGGAGUAUCCCGCUGAGGCGAUCACGGCGCCCGACCAGUUCGACUGGCGCGACCAUGACGCGGUCACGCACGUGAAAGACCAGGGCCGUUGCCAGAGUAGCUACGUGUUUAGUGCCAUUGGAAACAUUGAGGGGCAGUACGCGAUUAAGCACAAGAAGCUGAUCUCUCUUUCUGAGCAAAUGGCAAUAGAUUGCAUGCCUCCAUCUACGCUACAACCCAGCAAGUGCAUGGAAGGCUGGCCUGAUGAUGUUAUGGUUUAUUAUCUUAUGAUUGCACCUCUAUGGGGUGUAGCAUCUGAAAAAGAAUAUCCUUAUACUGGCGGAGAACACCGGAAUAAUUGUCCAAAUCACACGAAUCGAACUGUUUCAACUGUGACUAACAUAACCGCAUUCCAAAUUGUUAUCCCGAAAGACGAAGAAACCUUAAAGCAAUUAUUGUACAAAACAGGACCUUUGGCAGUGGCUUUUGAUUCUUCCGAGUUGUUUGAAUACACAAAAGGCAUCUACAACCCCGGUGAAUUCGACUGCCUCUACGAGCCUGAUCAUACCGCUCUAUUAGUUGGCUAUGGAAUAGAGGACGGCACUAAGUACUGGAUUCUGAAGAAUUCGUGGGGGACAGAGUGGGGAGAAAAGGGCUAUUUCCGUCUGGCUCGCGGUAAAAAGGCCUGCCGCAUGGGCAUGACUUACACGGCCACGUGUACUGUCUCUUAA
This is a messenger RNA of Cydia splendana, 2156 nucleotides long. RefSeq lists its product as uncharacterized. The coding region runs from base 48 to 2156 and encodes 702 amino acids. Lineage: Eukaryota; Metazoa; Arthropoda; Insecta; Lepidoptera; Tortricidae. Gene Ontology annotation, molecular function: cysteine-type endopeptidase activity. The transcript has 10 exons. The record is from RefSeq and is a predicted model, not a curated record. Gene Ontology annotation, cellular component: lysosome.